Messenger RNA from Humulus lupulus (European hop), 1356 nucleotides. RefSeq names its product extensin-3-like. Lineage: Eukaryota; Viridiplantae; Streptophyta; Magnoliopsida; Rosales; Cannabaceae. The record is from RefSeq and is a predicted model, not a curated record. The transcript is spliced from 2 exons. Bases 448 to 1014 code for a protein of 188 amino acids.
UUGACGGUACCAUUCCUUGUCCUUCGCAAUUUCUGGAUGCUUUUACUCAGGCAAAUCCUGAGUUUCUGUCAUGGCAUAGUCUCAAUCGACUUAUCAUGAGUUGGUUGUAUGCUUCUAUCUUUGAUUCUCUGUGGGACAGAUCAUUCACUUCUCCACUGCUUCAGAAAUCUGGUCUUCCCUCGCUCAGAUCUAUACAGUUACUUCUUUUUCUCAAAUAUUUGAGGUUCGAACGACUCUACAAACCAUCAAGAAGAAGGGUCUCUCGGCUAUUACUUAUCUUCAACAGCUAAAGGGCCUUUGCAACACACUUGCUUCUGUUGGAGAUCCGGUCUCUAACAAUGACACUCAAUGGAUUAGGUCCAAAAUAUAAUGUAUUUGUUACCUCUGUACAAGCCUAUGCACCCAAACCCAGCAUAGAGGAGGUACAUUCUUUGCUUCUCACUUACGAUGCUCAUUUGGAUAGACAACAUGCUGCUUCUACCAUUAGCUCCCUUCAAGCCAACUAUGCCCACUUACCUGUUCACAAACAGAAAUCCAAGACCCACCAUCCUACCUCACCAUCUUUGUUUUCCCCAUCCCAAUCUCCUAGACCUCCAUUUCGGCCCCAUACCUCCACCUCUGCAUAUUCUCCUCGACCCCAAGCUUCAUGGAUUUCCCCCUCCACCCUACCAAAUAACCACCCCUCCUCGUCCUAAAUGCCAAAUUUGUUUCAAAGUAGGCCAUACAACCAAUGCUUGUUAUCAUCGUACAGAUCUUCACUACCAUCCCCCACCACCCCCUCAACGUCAUUAUAAUGCAUACAAGUCCCAACAGACCACUCCACUUCAUUUCCUUCCUUCUACUGCAGCAACUUCGAAUAUUGUCAAUGAUCCGAACUGGUAUAUGGAUUCCGGGGCGUCGCAUCAUUUUACUCCUAAUCUGAACCUUUUGGAGGCAGCUCAACCUUUCCAUGGUGGUGCUCAAAUUCAAGUUGGCAAUGGACAGCCACCAAAUCCUCCUCAAAGGUCUACUUGAUCAAGGCAUCUACAAAGUCUCCUCCCCUUCUCAGCUGCCCCUUUCUUCGUCUGCUCCUGCUCAGCUGUUCCUUUCCACAAAGCAACCGAUCCCUGUCUGGCAUUCACGUUUGGGUCAUCCCUCUCAUGAUGUUGUUUCUCAUCUUAUUUCCAAGUGUAAUCUUCCCUUUUCAAAAUAUACUAGUACCUCUUUUUGUAGUUCCUGUCAAAUGGCUAAGUCUCACAGACUACCAUUCCAACACUCUGUAUCUCAGGCCCUUGAGCCUUUUGAAUUAAUACAUACUGAUGUUUGGGGUGCUUCCCCAGUUUCUUCCAUUAAUGGUGUUCGUUAUUUUGUUCUUUU